Molecule: messenger RNA, 2818 nt
Organism: Mytilus trossulus (common blue mussel)
Lineage: Eukaryota; Metazoa; Mollusca; Bivalvia; Mytilida; Mytilidae
Product: tyrosine-protein phosphatase non-receptor type 9-like
Exons: 12
Coding region: 229-2343 (704 amino acids)
Biological process (GO): protein dephosphorylation
Molecular function (GO): protein tyrosine phosphatase activity
Source: RefSeq, a predicted model, not a curated record
UUUAAUAUCCGCUAGGCUAGUCCUCAAUUUAGUAAAUUAUUAUAUAUAAGUUUUUCAACAAAGGUGUUGUCAUUUUAAAUUGGAUUUCACUUGAAAUGGAUAAUUUAGUUCUGAGAUAAGACUCAACGAUUACGAUUCCUGGAAAUCUAUAAUUUUUCUACAUUUUAUUUCCUGAUAACAGUUGUGUGAAAAUCUAUUUAAACUCUAUACAUACAAAAUACGUUCAACAUGAAUAGUUCUGGACGCAUUUUAAACAUAAAACCUCGAGAGGAAGUAAAAGGUUUUCUGGAAUAUGUAAAUAAGAUCCGUGAACGUGAGAAAGCAGAACCACUAACAUGGAACACUGCGGUCAAGUUUCUUAUGGCAAGGAAGUUCGACAAGAAAAGAGCCAUAGAUCUGUAUAUAAACCAUGAAAUAACACGAAAGAAAGAAGAAUUAUUACAUAUAGACAGUAAUGAUGAGUUACUACUGAAAGAAGUGGCUACAGAAAAGUUAACAAUAUUGCCGGGGAGAGACAAGCAUGGUGCUGCUGUAGCCUUAUUUACAGCUAGACUACAUCAGCCCAGAGACUCCACUCAUCAGAUUGUUCUCAAAGGUCUACUUUAUCAGUUAGAUGCUGCUUUGGAAAGUAAAGACACACAAAGACAUGGACUAGUAUUUAUAUAUGACAUGACAGAUUCAAAGUAUGCAAACUUUGAUUACGAACUCUGCACAAAAAUUCUCAGUCUUUUGAAGGGAGCAUGCCCAGCAAGAUUGAAGAAAGUAUUAAUUGUGACAGCACCUCUGUGGUUUAAAGCUCCUUUCAAAAUACUCCAGCUUUUUGUUAGGGAAAAACUCAGGGAUAGGGUAUAUACAAUCAGUCUUCAACAACUACAUUUGCAUAUACCGAAUGAGUCCCUUCCUCAACAUCUGGGAGGAGCAAUAAUGAACAGCCAUUCUGCUUGGAUGCAAAUAUGUUACAAAGUAUCAACAAAGCAAAGCGUUGACCUUGACACUUACUUCUUCCCAUGUAGGAAUACUAGACAAGGAUCUGUGUCACAAAGAAGCUUAUCUAGUGAAAUUUCAGACUGCAUGAUUAUUAGUGAUAUUGAAUCUGAAGAAUCCAAGGAAACAAUUAGUGAAAAACAUAGUUCUGAGGAAAAGGAAAAGGAAGAAAAGAUGAUCAUAGAUCAAGAAAAAGAGGUCACAGUGGAAAAACAUGACACUUGUGCAAAUGGCAGUAUAAAACGCAGACAUGAUUCAGAUGUCAAUAAUGCAGACGACAACAAGCAGCAGAACAGCAAUUGCAAUGACAAUAUAAAUGAAGAUGAAUCUGAUAUCCCACCGAAAAAACGACCUUCGUCAACUAGUACAAAUAUUAUUGAAGAUACAAAUCAUAUGAAUGAAGUUACAGGAAUGACUGUUGAACAACUUGUUAAACACUUAAAGAAAACAAGAAGAAAAGGACUGUAUACUGAGUAUGCACAUAUAAAAAUGGAACCACCAAGUGGAACAUUUAAUAUAUCAAAAGCAAAAUAUAACUUGCCAAAGAACAGAUACUCUGAUGUAUUAUGUUAUGACCAUUCUCGAGUCAAACUGCCCGCCAUUGUUGAGGGUGAUCCUUCCUCAGACUAUAUCAAUGCUAACUAUGUAGGUGGUUACAAACAGGACAGUGCAUAUAUAUCAACACAAGGACCUUUACCCAAGACGUUCGGAGAUUUCUGGAGAAUGAUAUGGCAUUGCCAUGUGAUGGUUAUUGUCAUGACAACAAGGGUGGUAGAAAGAGGAAGAAUGAAGUGUGGUCAGUACUGGCCAAUGGAAGAGGAAUCGGAGGAACAGAUAGAGGAAUUUAUAGUCAUCAACACCGGAAUAGAACAACACCAUGAUUACACAGUUACUGGACUUUUCCUACACAAUACAAAAUCUGGAGAAUCUCGACAUUUGACACAUAUACAGUUUACCAGCUGGCCUGAUUAUGGAGUUCCAAGAACAGGAACAGCUUUUCUUGACUUUUUGUUCCGAGUUAGAAGUUGCCAAGCUGAUGCCACUAAACGCCUUGGCUCAUCUUGGAAAGGUCAUGCUCUUGGUCCACCGAUCGUUGUUCAUUGUAGUGCUGGCAUUGGAAGAACAGGAACAUUUAUGACAAUAGAUAUAUCACUACGCCAAUUAGACGACACACAUAAAGUAGAUAUUAAAGAGACAGUGAGAAGGAUUCGUUCACAACGAGCCUUUGCCAUACAGAUGCCAGAUCAGUAUGUGUUUUGUCAUCUGGGCAUUGUGGAGCAUGCUCUAAGGCAAGGAGAUAUUAAGGAUCUAGAUCUGGCUGGCUUUGAUGAUAGUGAUAGUGAAAGUGAUGAAAUUUGACAUCGUUUAUAUAGCUUUACCUCAUGAUCAACUGUCUAUAUGUUGUUCUUAUUUUGAUAUAUAAGAUGUUGCUUACAUAGCUACCUCUAAAUUGAGGUCACCUGUCCUGUACUGACCAAUCAGACUCAUCUGUAGUAUCUGGAGAUAUUCUCAGAAAAGACUUGUAGUUAAGAGCUUUUACAAUGUGGAUAUUGUCAUCUACUUCUGGUUUUUGGUACGUCACAUGAAGAUCUUUUGAAUGCCAAUUAGGUAUCGUGUUCAUAUGACCUAUUGAUUUCUUUAGAUUGAACAGGAGUCCUAGAAAAUAGUGAUCUUUAAUCAUUUUAUUCACCUUUUAACAGAAGUCCUUAAAAAUAGUGAUCUUUAAUCAUUUUAUUACUUUUUAUGAAACAUAUAAAUGUGGGUGCUCAACUAGUACGUACAAAUUAUAUAACAUCCACAUAGAGAUCAAAAGUGGAAGGGUUGAAAUUAAAAA